GCGCUCGAUUGAACCUAUGUUGGUUCAUCUAUUUAUCUAUGUAUUUGAAAAUUACAAAAUUACCAAUUUAUAGUUUAUACCACAAUGUCAAGUUAUAAGUUAGUUGCCGGGUGCUCUGUACCCAAAGAAAUAUCCACAUUUAUGGAUGACGAGAAAAACGAAGUUAUUUCGAAUAAAUUUAAGGAAUUAUUUCGCGCUAUAGAAGCAAAAGUAGAAAAUAAAGACGCUGAACUGAAGAAAAAAGACGCCAAACUGAAGAAAAAAGACGCCGAAGUACGAGAAAAAGCCGUCGUUGUGCGUGUAAAAGAUGAGUUCAUCGAUGAACUUUUUAAUAAGGUUAUGAAAAUUUCGGAAGAAAAAGGUGCAUUGAAAAUGCUUGAACAAAACGCAAGAAGUACGGUAAGAGUUCAGAAAUUUGUACUCAAUCUUAGGAGUACGAUGGACGAGCAGAUGCGUAAUAAUUUCCCCUUCUGGGUAACGCAAUCUGGCUUGAGCUACAUUAACCAGUGGAGAAUUAUGUUCCGAAUGCAGAACAAUCGGUUUAUUACUAUUAUCAAAAACCGUCUAGAUUCAUUGAAAAUUACAGAGGAGCAAUUUGUAGCGAGUUUAAAACUAUUUCGUUCAAAAAUAAACGUACCGCUUCAUCAAGGAGACGACGUCCCAGUCAUUGAUAAACAAGAAGAUUGGGAUAAGAUUUAUAAAAUGAUGAAUUUGAGGGAUUAUCCCACUCAGUCCGCAUUACAAGUAGUUGGCAAAGGAAUCGAAAAAUCGGAAAUAGCUAAGUUAGUUACAGAGUCAACUCAUAAAAGGAACGCCCCUUCUGUUUUGUUGAUCACUGGAGCACCACCAAAGUACGAAGCCACCGAUUUCGAAAAAGUACUCUUGAAUGCGUCGGAUGAAGAAUGGACGGAGGAUGACGCACCUGUGAUAGAAGAGAUCCUCUUCGCCUUCAAUGAUAUUGAUGAUGAUGAAUAUACCGGCGAAAUCGCGGUUUUCACUCCUACCUUUAUUGAUGCUGAUAGAAUACUGAUGUCAAAACAAAAUCACAUAAUCACUGUUGAAAAUCCUGAGAAGGACCCAUCUCACUAUACAUUGAAUAUCCGUGGCCCGUUCAAUCAAGUUCGUUGGAGCUAAGUUGGUGUGAGUUUUCGUAACGGCGAAAAAAGAGUUAUAAUUUUUUUUUUCUCGAUUUGUAUAUAAUUUAUAUAAGGUGGGAGAUACACGAUGCUACGGCAGCAAUGAUAAUGAUCUAUGUGCACGAUUUUUUGUUUCUGUAGUUGUUUUCAUCUUUGUUGUGAUUGACUACAAGCAAUCGAUAAACUAUUGUUGUUA
Messenger RNA from Planococcus citri (citrus mealybug), 1332 nucleotides. RefSeq lists its product as uncharacterized. The record is from RefSeq and is a predicted model, not a curated record. The coding region runs from base 85 to 1134 and encodes 349 amino acids. NCBI's taxonomy places the organism in Eukaryota, Metazoa, Arthropoda, Insecta, Hemiptera, Pseudococcidae. The transcript is spliced from 5 exons.